Molecule: messenger RNA, 2619 nt
Organism: Oncorhynchus gorbuscha (pink salmon)
Lineage: Eukaryota; Metazoa; Chordata; Actinopteri; Salmoniformes; Salmonidae
Gene: cracr2b
Product: calcium release activated channel regulator 2B
Exons: 18
Coding region: 367-2352 (661 amino acids)
Molecular function (GO): GTPase activity; GTP binding; calcium ion binding
Source: RefSeq, a predicted model, not a curated record
CUAAUUGAUAAAAUAUCCAUAGUCCUAUCGCGUACUUCAUGUUUUCUUAUCUACACCAAAGAUUGCGGAUAAAUGAACAUUUAGAGAGAAAAAAUGGUCAGUUCCUGUCUACUUAAAUGGGUGGCUCUCCCAUAGACGCCAAUUCGAUUGCAGCUGGUUCUGGUCUACUUAGUUGAUUAUCUUCCAUUGAAACAAGAAAACACGAGGGAGUGGGAUGUCUCGCUUCCUCUUUCGUCUGUGCUUCACGGAACUUUACGGUAACACCAACAGGUUUCCAAUGCGCCCUCCUGUGACUUGCAGGGAAAGUUUAAAGUCCCCCCGGUGAACACACAGGAGGUUGACACCUGGGACAAGUAUCGGAGAGUGAUGUCUAGCUGGUUGAAGGACGGGGAGGUGUUGAUAGGUGAGGGAAGCGGAACUGCAUCUCCAUGCAGCCGCAGACAGCGGAUCUUGUCAACGCCAGGUGGAUGUGGCAGUCUCAGGCCGGGUGGCAGGGGGGUAGGGGUGCGCGGCCAUGGAGGGUCACCUAGCUUCAAGGAAGGGGUGUCCGGGAUGGUGCAGCCAGAGACCAUGGGGAAGGCCAAAGAGCUGUUUGUUCUCUGUGAUAAAGAAGGAAAAGGCUUCAUCACAAAGAGAGAUAUGCAGAGACUGCAGGGUGAGUUACCUCUCUCCCCAGAACAGCUGGAGUCUGUUUUUGAGAGUCUGGACAGAGACAGAAACGGAUUCCUAACUCCUGUCGAGUUUAACAUGGGCCUUGCAGGGGAGUUGAUGGGGGUGGAGGAGAGCACAGAGAAAAGGCAGACAGAGAGGGAGGAAAACGAAGACCUAGGAGAACUCCGAUUUAUUCAGAUACUGACAGAGCUGGGAGCUGACAAACUCUUCAAAGAUCAGAGCGAGCUGGGUACCCUGUGGUGUGCUCUCCAGAGAGACAGACCAGAGCUGCUCUCUAUCCUGGAGGAUGUCCUGGUCCACUCUGUGUCUCAUCUACAAGACUCACUGAGGGAGAGAGACAGUUUGGAACUGGCUCUACGCAGACGGGAGAGUGACCACGACAGGGUGGUUCGGUCCAUAUACGAGGAGAUGGAGAGUCAGAACAGAGAGGAGAGAGAGAAACGACUCGCUCAGGACACUAUCAGACAGUGGGACAGAAGACAGAAGAUUGCUGAGGAGCUGAAGACGAGGGAGCAGGAACUGGAGACCACCCUGGCCAAGCAGAGAGAGCUGGAGGCUCGUAUCCAGGCGCUGGGCUAUGAGCAGGCAGACAUCAGGGUGCAGAAUCAGAAGCUCCACAGUCUGAACAUACAGCUCCAGGAGCAGCUAGAGGCCAGCCGGGAGGAGCUACAGAAAGCACUGAAACAGUUAAAGUUCCUUCAGUCAAACACUGCCCAGGAGGAGAGGAGCAGAGAGAGGACUGUGCUCAAGGUCUCCAAGAACAUGCAGAAAGAAAAAGACAGUCUGCAGAGGCAGUUGGAGUUACUGAGGGAUAUGAACAAACGUCUGAGAGAUGAGAAAGACACACAUCAGUCCCAGAAGAGGCCUCCUAAUGUCAGGAAGCCUCUGCGGAAGAAAGGCUCAGUGAUAGGGAACUACAUGCUGCAAGACAAGCCAAUCGAAAGACAGCUGAGCUCUUUCAGCCAAUCAGAGCUGGAGCUGGCUUCAGACGGGAUACCAUGUAACUCGUCCAAGAGAAGAUUCAGAGAACACAGCUGUGACGAUAAUGGACGGACUGAAGCAAUACAGGCCAGACUGACCAGCACCCACCCUCAGAGGGUAUUCAAGGUGGUCUUUUUGGGGAACUCGGGAGUGGGCAAAAGCUCCUUCAUCCACCACUACUGCAAUGGACACUUCCCCAACACACUGGGUACUACUGUGGGUGUCGACUUCCAGAUGCGUGCUGUGACACUGGGCUCCACCACCAUCGCUCUUCAGCUCUGGGAUACUGCAGGACAGGAGAGGUUCCGCAGCAUUACCCAGCAGUACUAUCGCAAGGCUGAUGGAAUCCUCACCAUGUAUGACAUCACUGACUCCGCCUCCUUCUCCGCCGUCAGAGGGUGGAUGGACCUUGUGCAGGAAAGGAUGUCUGAGGGGGCGGUCCUGAUGCUGCUGGGAAACAAAAUGGACUUAUCAGAAGAUCAGAAGAGGGAGGUUACCACCAGAGAGGGACAGCGAUUGGCUGAGCAGGACAAUGCAGUGUUCUAUGAGUGUAGUGCAAGGAGUGGAUACAACAUAGAAGAACUGAUGACACAGCUGGCAUGGUUGUUAUCGGCCCAGCAGGAUCAGCAAUGUGAGGAGACUCUCCAUCUGUCAGCUGACCACUCCUACAGAGACAACAGGAAGAGCUGUUGCAAGUAGGACAGGAACAUAGAGCUAGACAGAGGGUUUAUCUUUGUAUCUGUGCCAUAAUGGCUGUUGUGACAUCAUGGGCAGCGCCAUUGUGGACUUUCUCCAUUUUUAAAGUGGUACAUUUUCUUCUUAUUUUGUGUUUAUAAAAAGCAUUUUAUCUACACCGAACAAAAAUAUAAACUCAACAUGUAAAGUGUUGGUCUCAUGUUUCAUGAGCUGAAAUAAAAGAUCACAGAAACGUUCCAUACGCACAAAAAGCUUAUUUCUCUCAAAUGU